UCGAUUGAUCUACACCCCUUGCGCGCGCCCGCUGCUCUCUUCACGGAAAAUAAAAUAAAACCCUGACUCGAGAGUACGGAUAUAAGGAGCAUCAACCUAGUUGUAGAAACAAGUGGAAAAGUUGUUAAUUCACGAUGAAGGACCGUACACACGAGCUAAGGGUGGGGAAGGAGACUGAGGAAGAAGAUGAUGUGGCAGUCAACAUGGAAAAAGAUCGAUUUAUGGAUGAGUUCUUUGUACAGGUGGAGGAGAUCCGAGGCUUCAUCGAGGAGCUCUCAGAGAAGGUGGAGGAGGUGAAAAGACAACACAGCGCCAUCUUGGCUGCCCCCAAUCCUGACGAAAAAACGAAGGCAGAGCUGGAGCAGUUGAUGACGGACAUAAAGAAGUUUGCAAACAAAGUGCGCUCCAAGUUAAAAAGCAUUGAACAGUCCAUAGAGCAUGAGGAGGCUUUAAGCAGGUCGUCUGCAGAUCUGAGGAUACGUAAGACACAGCAUUCCACGUUGUCUCGGAAGUUUGUGGAGGUGAUGUCAGAGUAUAAUGCCACGCAGUCGGACUACCGGGAACGCUGCAAGGGCCGCAUCCAAAGGCAACUGGAGAUUACUGGUAGGAACACAACUAAUGAGGAACUGGAGAGCAUGCUGGAGAGUGACAACCCUGCCAUCUUCACAUCAGGGAUCAUCAUGGACUCCAACAUCACCCAGCAGGCCAUGAAUGAGAUUGAGACGAGACACACUGAGAUCAUCAAGCUGGAGAACAGCAUCAGAGAACUUCACGACAUGUUCAUGGACAUGGCCAUGCUGGUAGAGAGCCAGGGGGAGAUGAUAGAUCGUAUAGAGUACAACGUGGAGCACUCAGUGGACUAUGUAGAGAGGGCCGUGUCUGACACCAAGAAGGCAGUGAAGUACCAGAGUAAAGCCAGGAGGGCAAACCAUGCAUGACCUUAUGUGACAUGGUCUCAUUGAAGUCCAUGUGUCUAUAUACCCUCAACACUGCUGCUGUGACAGAACAGCAUGAAUCUCCCCAAGCCUACUGGUAUCUGCUGGGUUACAUCUAUUAUUCAACUGUUUCUCCUACACACACUGUAGAACUUACCAUUAGGCACAGAUAUAGGAUCAUCUUACUCUUACCAACUUCUGAGCAUUGCUAUUAGAGAGAAAAUGUGAAACUGACGUUAGACCAGCGUAUAGGCCGGGUAAACCUCAUCAUACUCCUCCCGAGUGACAGGCGGUACAAUAUUGCCACCACUUGGUCAGAUAAUAGUACAGCAGGUCAAGGUUGAGAGAAGUUGCAAUUUAAACAGACAAUUAAAGUUUGACUCUAAUACAAAGAUCAUAUAUAGAGAAUAAAACCCUAUUCCAAUACAUUAACAUACUUUCAAAAUGUAUCUGUUUUCCUAAGGCUGUGAAAUUCUGGGGCAUGUGUGUAUUUCCUAGCAAUGUCAGUGUGUAAGCAUGACCAUGUGUGUUUUACCUGUUGCACAUAACUGUGCUGUUGGCAAUAUGGUUAGUAGUAGUUCUGACAAUAACAUUUUCUUGACAUUUUGGUAAUGCCAUUUCCCCCUCUACUCUUUCAUGCUGCCUGGAAUCCUUGUUUUAUUUCUAUUGACAUAAUGCAAUAAUGGUCAUGCAGAAGAAAAUAAUGAUUAUUAUAUGUUGUGUGGUUCUUGGUAUUAUUAUUGCCUCCAGUGUUGGUGGAAGUUUAGCAUAGAAGACACAUUAUACACAUAUAGACCCACAUGCGCACACACACAAAUAAAAGAUAGACAGUGUACAGGGCAGGUGUAUUCGUUAUGCAUGAGUGUCUCUUGUAAAUAAUAUGUGGUUCUAAACGUCUUAUUGAUUGUUGAAUGUUUUGACAUUUAAAAUGUAUUUGGGGUCUGAUUUGUAACCGGGAGCGGGACAUUAGUGUUUUUGACAACAGUACUGUAACUCUUACAUUCCAAUUGAAAAUAACUUUUUAUUUUUUGUAUGUCCAAAUAAAUGGCCUCUUGAUGAGUGAA
Messenger RNA from Oncorhynchus keta (chum salmon), 1999 nucleotides. Its product is annotated as syntaxin-1A. Gene Ontology annotation, molecular function: SNAP receptor activity; SNARE binding. Gene Ontology annotation, cellular component: plasma membrane; presynaptic active zone membrane; endomembrane system. The record is from RefSeq and is a predicted model, not a curated record. Gene Ontology annotation, biological process: synaptic vesicle fusion to presynaptic active zone membrane; exocytosis; intracellular protein transport. Lineage: Eukaryota; Metazoa; Chordata; Actinopteri; Salmoniformes; Salmonidae. Bases 135 to 938 code for a protein of 267 amino acids. The transcript has 10 exons.